Molecule: messenger RNA, 1221 nt
Organism: Colletotrichum siamense
Lineage: Eukaryota; Fungi; Ascomycota; Sordariomycetes; Glomerellales; Glomerellaceae
Gene: TRI7-1
Product: Acetyltransferase TRI7
Exons: 1
Coding region: 1-1221 (406 amino acids)
Biological process (GO): lipid metabolic process
Source: RefSeq, a predicted model, not a curated record
AUGGCGUUGUCGGCCGGUGUAUCUAAAGAUGCCCUCAGACCGCCACUGCUUUUCGCCGCCUCUGCAACUCUAACGACAGUGGCCCUACACUUCCCGACUCAUACGCAUAGGUCAUUCUUUUUCCCGGCAUGGCUACUUGCAGCAUGGUCGUUACUCUCUGUUGAUGAGGAUAAUGCAUCAUCGUUGAUUGGUCUAGGCUCUUACACGGUCAUUACAAGCUUCAUAUUCAUGCUCAUACUUCCCAACAUUCUCUUCGGACAGAGUCGCUUAGUGUUAUGCAACAAGCCAAAGACACGAAGGAGCGCAUACUGUCCUCAGUCACAGACCAUCUCAGCGGCAUGCUGGAUUUGGAACAACCCUCGUCAUCUGACCUUUCGCCUCAACACCACGGCGACAUGGUCUUCUCGCGCUCUUUUCAUCAUUCGGCGAGCAUUGAAGGUCGGCCUGCUUCUCGUCGCCAACAGCUUUGUGAAUAAAGCCCACAUAUACCUCAAAGCCGACCUCUUAGACUUUACUCCGGAUAAAUAUCCAAUCAUCCGCCCCAUCAUCUCACAAAUAGUCUUCGAUUGCAGCCGUGAUGACUGCACUUACAGCCCGGUAUCACAACGCCAAAUCUUUCUACGUAUCUUCACGGUCUUCUCCUGGAUAUGGUCCAAUUUCCUAAUCCUCGAAUCAUACCACGCCAUCCUAUCCACAACUUUCGUCCUCCUCGGCAUCGACAACCCAAAAGAAUGGCCACCUUUGUUCGGCAGUAUAACCGACGCCUGGACCGUCCAACGUUUCUGGGGCCGCUUCUGGCACCGCAUCGCGACGCCCACACUCACAACAUGGACACACACCAUUCUGCGAAUCAAGAACGAGCCGCAGACCACGUUUGAAAAAGCGGCCGUCGCAUUUGGCGUGUUCUUCCUCUCUGGGAUCAUGCACAUGACGGCUGCCUGGAGAACCGGCGAAGGAUACCUGCACUUGGACGUGGCGUUCUUCUGUGCCAAUUUCUUUGCGAUCGCAGUUGAGAUCGCGGUGUCCCGCGCGUGGAUGCAGGUGGUCAGACGAGCGAAGCUGAAGCCUGGGGCGGAAGCACGGGUGUGUCUAGCUAGUCGCUGGUUUGGCUACUUGUGGACCUUUGCAUGGUUCUUCUGGAUGGCGCCGAGGUGGUUGUAUCCCAAGACGCUGCGGUGGUUAAUCAAGCAGGCUCUGGCACAGUCUCAUACGCUGCUGUGA